AUGAGCCAAUUAGGUAUGAUGGUUAUUGCUGUUGGUUUAUCGUCAUAUAAUGUGGCUUUAUUCCACUUAGUAAAUCAUGCCUUCACGGACCUCUUUUCGGCUUGCUCCUCCUCUCUCAUCCAUUUUCAAUGGACAGAGAGGAGGAUUUUAAAAGACAAAGCCCCCGGCUCCCCUCUCGAACAGCCUUCUCCACGCGGGGCUUUCAGCCCCGCGUUGAGAUAA
Messenger RNA from Morchella sextelata, 222 nucleotides. RefSeq lists its product as uncharacterized. The record is from RefSeq and is a predicted model, not a curated record. Lineage: Eukaryota; Fungi; Ascomycota; Pezizomycetes; Pezizales; Morchellaceae. Bases 1 to 222 code for a protein of 73 amino acids. The transcript has a single exon.